AUGGACUACAUAUGGCAUGAGAUGCAAGAUUGUUCCUUCCUCCGCAAGCUUCCCCAAUAUGCAUCAUACAUCAUGAGGCUCAUUUGCCUCAAGUGGGCGGAAGCCAACCGUGGAGACCUCCUUGAACAAUGCUACCCAAUCACUAUCCACAAAGAGCGCAACCCCAAUGUCAAGCAUCACUCUCAACCAAGGUAUGGCAAGAAUGCUCCCAAGGAAAAGGAGGAGGAGGAAGCCGAUAGUGACGACUCCGACUUUGUGCCCAACUCCGUCAAGACCAAAGGCCUCUUCGCCAAGCUCGUCGCUCGCCUCAAUAAUAGUCUAAACUUUGGUCCUCUUAAGUUCUUCCUAACUAAAUUUAUAACACCAGAUGCUGAUGUUGACUUGGCUACUGAUGCUGGCCGAACUGCUCUUCAUUACACUGCUAGCAAAGGACGCCGUGCCAUUGAUGAAACGCUAAUAGCUCGUCGUGCAAAUGUCAACAAAAAAGAUAAGUUUGGCUGCACACCGUUACACAGAGCUGCAAGUACUGGAAAUGCUGAUAUGUGUGAAGGCCUGAUCGAGGAAGGCGCAGAUAUUGAUGCGGUUGACAAGACAGGACAAUCUCCUCUAAUGCACGCCGUUAUAUGCGAGGACAGAGGGGUUGCCCUUCUGCUAAUUAGACAUGGUGCUGAUGUUGACAUUGAGGAUAAAGAAGGGUAUACUGCACUUGGUCGAGCAUCCGAUAGCUUCAGACCUGCGCUGAUUGAUGCAGCCAAGGCAAUGCUUGAAGGCUGACAAAUGCUGUUGCUGCCCUAAGGUGAAGAAAAGAGGGGAGACCAUCUGGAAUAGACAAAGUUGCCCUCAAGAACAAUUUUGUUAUGUACUCCCUGUUUUAAGUAUCUGAACACUUGCCAUCUAGAAAAAUCAGGUUGACCAACUAGA
This is a messenger RNA of Lolium rigidum, 921 nucleotides long. Its product is annotated as putative ankyrin repeat protein RF_0381. Lineage: Eukaryota; Viridiplantae; Streptophyta; Magnoliopsida; Poales; Poaceae. The transcript has 4 exons. Gene Ontology annotation, molecular function: protein binding. Bases 1 to 774 code for a protein of 257 amino acids. The record is from RefSeq and is a predicted model, not a curated record. Gene Ontology annotation, cellular component: nucleus; cytoplasm.